Cladophialophora immunda is the source of this 405-nucleotide messenger RNA. RefSeq lists its product as uncharacterized. The transcript has a single exon. Bases 1 to 405 code for a protein of 134 amino acids. NCBI's taxonomy places the organism in Eukaryota, Fungi, Ascomycota, Eurotiomycetes, Chaetothyriales, Herpotrichiellaceae. The record is from RefSeq and is a predicted model, not a curated record.
AUGAGACUCGGGAACUCCCUCGCCGUGGCGCUUGUGGCUACUAUGACGAACCACACGGCCGCCGGAACAACAAUCUCGCUCGGCCACGAUGCGGUCAACAACUACGCCUGGCUCACGGGCUCUGAGCCAUGUAGCCCCGUCGUCGUUUCCGCGUACGGGGCGUCUUCUGAAUGUGGUGUGGAAUUCGACAUCGACAUCGCCGGCGGAGACGACGAAGACGACGUGGCUACAUAUCGCCUUGAGCACUGCGGAGAGGCGACUUUCCAGCUGCAGGAACACGCUGGGGGCGAUGGGUGGGCGUUCACUGCGUCCUGUGAGCCCGCGCCUCAAGGGGAUGGUCGGAUGGAUUGUUCCUCUUCGACGGGCAAGGGAACUGUGCUCGAGGAAGUGUGGAGGUGUGGGUGA